CUCCUCUAUUUAUGCGCGCCGGAACCACAUAAACCAUCCCAAAACACGGCAGACAGAGCAAAACCUCCCUCCCUGUUACUUGCAGCUGCAACGCUUUACCUAGUUCUUUAUAUCCAAUCUCGCUUCACCAAGAACAAGAAGAAUACCCAAAUCAGAAAAAGAAACAGAAAGAUCAACCGUAAGCGCCGGAUUGUCCAUUUCCGCUCCAGAAGAGAACAGAAGGCGUGAUUAGCGAGAAUGGUGGCGAUCGAGAACCAGAGCCAGGCCCAGAGGCCGGCGGAGCCCGCGAGGAUCCCCAAGGAGGCGCGGCGGCUCCUGCACGACCUGGCGGCGGCGUGGCCGAACGUGGCUGACUGCCGCGCGCUGGAGGUGGUGCCGCUCAAGGGCGCCAUGACCAACGAGGUGUACCAGGUGCGCUGGCUCACCGCCCCGGCCGGCGGCGAGGCGGGCGCGGGGGCGGGGGCGCUCAAGGAGAGGGAGGUGAGGAAGGUGCUCGUGCGGAUUUACGGCGACGGCGUCGACCUCUUCUUCGACCGCGAGGACGAGCUGCGCACCUUCGAGUGCAUGUCCCGCCACGGCCAGGGCCCCCGCCUCCUCGGCCGCUUCCCCAACGGCCGCGUCGAGGAGUUCAUCCACGCACGGACGCUGUCGGCUCCCGAUAUGCGCGAUCCUGAAAUUUCAGCUCUGGUGGCUACAAAACUGAGGGAAUUCCACAACCUUGACAUGCCUGGUCCCAAGCAUGUGCUCCUCUGGGACAGACUGAAGAACUGGCUCAAAACUGCCAAUAACCUGUGCCCAACCGAUCAGGCCAACGAACUACGCUUGGAUUGCCUGGAGGAUGAGAUCGCCUCGCUGGAGAAGGAAUUCUCAGGGGAUUACCACCACUGGAUUGGUUUCUGCCACAAUGAUCUACAGUAUGGCAACAUCAUGAUGGAUGAAGAGACCAACAUGCUGACCAUCAUUGACUACGAGUAUGCAAGCUUCAACCCAGUUGCAUAUGACAUCGCUAACCAUUUCUGUGAGAUGGCGGCAGACUACCAUUCGGAAAAGCCUCAUAUACUGGACUACAGUAAAUAUCCAGAUAUCGACGAGCAGAGGCGUUUCGUGAAGACUUACCUGAGCACUUCUCGUGAGUACAAUACUCCAUUAUCUUGGUUCGAUUGUCCGACGACUCCUUUCAUGCUAAUACUUCUUUGUUGGGCAGGCGAGGAACCUGAAACGGAGGAGCUGGAGAAUCUGCUCCAGAGCGUGGAGAAGUACACGCUCGCGAGUCAUCUGGUUUGGGGCCUCUGGGGAAUAAUAUCAGAUCGUGUCAGUGACAUCGACUUUGAUUACCAGGAGUAUGCAAGGCAGAGAUUCGAGCAGUACUGGCAGAAGAAGCCUGCCGUCCUAACCUCAUGAAUAGCUGUACCUAUUGCUUCAGGAACUCCCUGAGGGCCUGUGCUGCUGCACACAAACUGUGCAGUGUUACUAACACACAUAUCCCCUGGCUGGGAUAAUGACAGGAAGGAUAUGAAAGAAGCAUACUAUUACAAGGAAGCAUAAGCCCGUUCCAGGGUCAGACGUUCCCAUUUCGAACCUUGACAAGGUCCAGCUUCAGAAAGGAAGCUGUCUAUGGGGGCUUUGGUUGAUUGUUUAUAGGUAUAGCCUCGACGGCUCGACGCAACGAUGAUAAAGCCUUGGAGUUGCAUUUUGUAUGUUGUUUUCCUAAGCACCGCUGGUGGUGUUCGUGUGAUUUUGUGCUAGUAAUGUAUGUAUACUUGACGGACAAAGUAUGUACUAUAAGACAUCUCGUGAAAGAAGUAAUUUCCUCA
This is a messenger RNA of Aegilops tauschii subsp. strangulata, 1814 nucleotides long. NCBI's taxonomy places the organism in Eukaryota, Viridiplantae, Streptophyta, Magnoliopsida, Poales, Poaceae. The record is from RefSeq and is a predicted model, not a curated record.